AUGGCAGCAGCCGACCCAUCAGUCCAAGACCCGCUUCUUUCGCUGCGCCGGGCCAUUGCCUCGGACAGCCCCCCAACCCCGACAACCUCGUCCGAGCUCUCGAACGAACAUGCGACAGAGGACCUAGCCCAGGCAACACACCUCUACUUCUCGCAGCCAAUUCCACAGUCGAUUCCCCUCUCUACACCGACCCGCUUCACGCGCAUCGCAUCCGGAACAGUCGAGUCCGCCGUCGACCUGCGCAGCAUCUUCUUCGCGUGGCAGAAGAAAGAUGUCGCUAUCCCGGAGUACAUUGCCUCCGCACAGGAGCUGAACGAGGCGCUGAAGUUGAAGGGACCCGCUGAGUCCGGAACGGUUGAGGAAGUUCAGAAUCUACCUUUCGUUGAGCGGUUGGAUCUCAUUACUUGGCUUGAGGGAGCGUCAGAUGAAAGCGAGUACAUCAAGCCUUUGGAAGGCGCCGCGGCUGCCGCGGCUGCCGCAGCAGCUACAGCUGCCGGUGCUGCUCAGGCUGAAGCCUCGGCUGGUAUUGCGUCUGGUGUUAAGGGUGGUGUUUCUACUGUGCCUAGUGGUGCUCCUGGAGCGGCGACGCAGGCCGGAGCUCAGGGUACUCGCCCUCAGAAGCCGAUUGAUCCACGGCUACAGGAGAUUUACAAUGGAGAACGGAAGACUGGAGAUCGGAAUACCGUGCUGAGAGGUAUCAAGGCUACCGACUUCUCCCACGUCCGCAAGAGCGCCGAGAUCUUCCUCGAUCGCAACCGCUCUCGCCCUGGUCAACCCACCAAACCAGGCAGCAAGAUGAUUCCCGCACCCUCAGCAGGCCUCUCGAUGCCCUCCCGCAAAUCCAACUCCAGGCCCGACCCCAUCAUCCUCCUCUCCCCCUCCGCCUCAUCUCUUAUUCGCAUGUCAAACAUCAAAUCCUUCCUGCAAGACGGCAUCUUCGUCCCACCAGACCACCCUACACUGUCUAUGUCCACCGAGGCUAACUUCAUGGAACUGAAGCGGCCCCUACGCCUCAAGUCAGACCCAUCCAAUCCCAACGCUGCGAGCGCAGCUAGCAAAGCAACCAAGCCUACCAAAUUUAUUCUUGUGGAUGGAACAACAAACUUCAAGCCGGAGUACUGGUCGCGACUUGUGGCUGUUUUUACUACUGGACAGACUUGGCAGUUUAAGUCCUAUAAGUGGUCUUCACCGCCGGAGCUCUUCAAGCAUGCUACUGGUAUCUAUGUCGGUUGGAGGGGCGAGGAGACCCCGUCUACUGUUAAGGGAUGGGGACGCGGUGUGCAGAGCUUCAAUGUUGAGAGGUGGGAUGAGAAAGGUGGGAUUCAUGGGGGUGGGCGAUGGAGGGAUCGGGAGGUUGUCGAGGGAAUUUGGACGGCUAUUGAGGAGGGGAUGAGGCUUCGUGGUUGGGGGUCGAAAUGA
This is a messenger RNA of Penicillium pulvis, 1419 nucleotides long. RefSeq names its product RNA polymerase II accessory factor CDC73 family protein. Bases 1 to 1419 code for a protein of 472 amino acids. The record is from RefSeq and is a predicted model, not a curated record. The transcript has 2 exons. Gene Ontology annotation, cellular component: Cdc73/Paf1 complex. Gene Ontology annotation, biological process: transcription elongation by RNA polymerase II; positive regulation of transcription elongation by RNA polymerase II. Gene Ontology annotation, molecular function: RNA polymerase II complex binding. Lineage: Eukaryota; Fungi; Ascomycota; Eurotiomycetes; Eurotiales; Aspergillaceae.